CUUGAGGGGUGUCUUUGCCCCUUUUUCCUUCCUAUUUUAGAUCAAAACGGAACAUCGGAAAAACAACAUGGGAGCUCUUGUUAAGCUAACAGACCUUAUAGUGUUCAUCUUCUUCCUCUUGAUUGCAAUCGCAGCACCGCUUUUUGAUGCCCAAUGUAUUCUUCCCCAAAACAUUUUCCCCACCUUCGUUGUGGACCUGAAGGUCUGGUACACUCAAGAAUAUGGUGACUAUUUGGUUUCCGAGAAGCCCCAUUUCUUCGUCGGGUUGAUCUGGCUUGAGCUCCUCUUCGCAUGGCCUCUCUCUGUAAUCAGUCUCUACGGAAUCGCCGCUGGGAAAUCUUGGGUCAGCACCACCUGCUUGCUCUAUGGUGCAUCCACUCUCACUUCCAUGGUUGCAAUCCUUGCCGAGCAAAUGCAGUCCAACAGAGCAUCAGAGAAGUUGCUGAUGAUGUACUACCCAUUCUUAGGAUUUGCUUUUUUAGCAAUAUUUCGAGGUCUGGUGCCGAUUAGCAAGAGACCUGUUGUUGCAUUAAGCAGGAAGAAGAAGGCUUGAUUCUCUUGGUUAUGAAAAUGUUUGUUAAGUUUAUUGUUUGGCAUCGGGAUUGAAACCAAUUUAUAUAAAAAUGUUUGUUAAGUUUAUUGUUUGGUUUAUUUUCAGAGUAAGUUUGAUUAUUUAAGAAUGUGAUUAAAAUUAUUUCGGGCUAUGAUUUUGAUUAGAUAGGUCACCGAUGCAUAUGAUGAGCACUGCCAAGUUGUAUUUAGGAGCGGGCUUAUCGGACUGAGGUCAUGGGUGCGUAUGAUGAGCACUAUGAAGUUGGAUUUCAGAGUGGGCUUAGAGCACUGAGGUGAGAUAACAACUUUGUUGUAAGCUUCAGUUGUUAUGUAUUUCGUUCAUCCUGAAAUGAGGUGUGCUUUUGUCAGUUUAAGGAGGUUUAUUGACAAGGUUAAUAAUUCCCUAAUAAACUGUAAUUUAUUAUUUAUUACUAAAAUGAAGCAGGCUCAAUUAUAACUUAAUUCUAAAUUUCAACUUACCAGGCUGUGAGUUUGGUGUUCAUUUUUGAACGGGA
This is a messenger RNA of Cuscuta epithymum, 1067 nucleotides long. NCBI's taxonomy places the organism in Eukaryota, Viridiplantae, Streptophyta, Magnoliopsida, Solanales, Convolvulaceae. The record is from the annotation of a GenBank genome assembly.